Rotaria sp. Silwood2 is the source of this 358-nucleotide messenger RNA. NCBI's taxonomy places the organism in Eukaryota, Metazoa, Rotifera, Eurotatoria, Philodinida, Philodinidae. The record is from the annotation of a GenBank genome assembly.
AUGGCAACUAACAUUACAAGUGGACGCUUUCUUGAUGCUGAUGAAGAAUCUUUAGCAAAAUCAAUAUCUUUCGAAAAGUAUGAAAAACAGCCAUUAGUAUCAUUUGAAGAGGCUACCCAAGCUUUAAAAUGUUUGGUAGACAAUCUUGAUAAAUUGGUGAAGAUGGCAAAGAAAAAGCCUUUUGAUCAGUCGGUCAAUCUUACCAAAGAUGAAGCAGCUGCUAUUUAUCUGUAUACAACCAAACUAGAGAAAUCUGAUACAAGUGUUUCCAUUCAAUUGAAUCAAGCACUUCGCUCGGGAGAUCAAGACCAAGUGAACCCUUGGUUUUCCUAUAUCCAGCUCUUUCUUUCUGCCCUAU